UAUCCGCCGGUGACCAAUUUUUCGAUUAUUUUGUCGAAGUAUGUAGUGUUUAACUUAACUUAUUGUAAAUAAUGUAGCAGUGCAAUGGGUGUAACAUUGUUUAAAUUAGUUAAAUGAAAUGUGAGUUAAAAUAAACAUCAAAACAGAUGGUUUAUACAAAACUGAUCAGUACAUUUGCACCGGGUAGGUAAACAAACAUUUUGCCUGAACUGCGCAUGGCGUUUGUUUAUUAUAUACCAAACGUACGCGAGAUCUCACCCAUACUUCGCUCGACCACGUGCUCCCCGAAAUGUGAAUGAUAUAAACAGACUGUGUGUUCAUGACGCGGAAUCGCCAAAAGUCAUGCUUUGUUUGGGGGGUUGAGAGGGCAGCAUUCAGCGGUUUCACCUACACCACAUCAAGAGGACCGACUAAUCAUUCGAGCGUUCGAUCAAAGCUCUGCUACUGUAAGGUCACUUGUCACUUACAGCUGAGUUUGGUAGAUGACACACUUGAAUCACACGCACUUUGUCGUCAUUAAGUAGGUACCUAUAUUCGAUGACAUCAAGCGUAACAGGAAGUAAUGGUAAUUAAUAAGUGGUGAUUGCCUAGAGCAGCUUGCUAGCAUAGUCUAGAACUUCGAUUGGCUCUAGAAGUUUGCAGUUAGAAAAGCUCCACCAUGACCUCCAACUGGGAUAAAUUUCGGCUGCUGCUGUGGAAAAACUGGGUAAUCCAGAAAAGGCAUUACGUUCAAACCAUAUUCGAGAUAACCAUUCCGGUGCUGGCUUGUUCAUUAUUGAUUCUUGUUCGUGGUUUGGUAAAUCCCUCAACCUACAGCAAACCGACGACCUUCGAAAGCCUGAAUGUGAGCAGUAUAGCAAAUAUACGAACUCUCGUAACGAAUCAUCCGAUUGACUUAACUUUGGCCUAUGCCCCCAAGAAUGCACUCCUAGAACGGGUUGUUCGGAAAGCUGCUCGAACCUUAGGAACCGACGUAAGAGUGCGAAGCUAUAAUGAUAGCAAAAGUAUGUAUAACGUGCUAGUGACCAACAACUACUUAGCAGGAAUUGAAUUUGGGGAUAAUUUAGAGAACAUUACCAGCAUUCCGGAUGAUAUUUCAUUUGCCUUGCGCUAUCCAAGUGAAAUGAGAACGACUAUGCUUCCGGGAGCACAGUUCUGGGCUAACUGGCGUACCUUUCUGGUGUUUCCUCCGUUUCAAACCUACGGAGCUCGAGCAGUCAAUUACACAGACGGUGGAUAUCCGGCCAAUUAUUACGGCGAAGGUUUCGCUUCUGUACAAAAUGCUGUUACACGUGCCUUACUAAGCAUUAAGAAUGUGAAUCUCACGCUACCAACUGUUUCGUUAAAGCGAUUCCCGUAUCCGCCCUUCUACAAUGAUCCACUGCUACGAGGGUUGGAAAAUCUUUUUCCCGCCAUAAUAAUGAUCGCCUUUUUCUACUCGUGCAUAAAUACGGUCAAAUUUAUUACCCUGGAAAAGGAGCGGCAGUUGAAGGAAACGAUGAAAGUGAUGGGUCUUACCGGUUGGCUGCACUGGACCGCGUGGUUUGUGAAAACAUUAAUUCUUCUGUCGAUUUCGAUCACGCUGAUUACGGUGCUGCUCUGCGUUAGCCUUACCACCAAUACGGACAUAGCGAUUUUCGAGUUCUCGAACUGGCUUUUGAUUUGGAUUUUCCUCUUCAUCUACAGCAUUAUGACCAUCACGUUCUGCUUUAUGCUUAGUUCGUUCUUCUCUAAAGCAAACAUCGCAUCCGGCGUUUCCGGAAUCAUAUGGUUCUACUCAUUGACGCCCUACAAUAUAACCUUCGGUAACUACGAUCGUAUGUCCUUGGGAGCCAAAUUGGCCUCCAGCUUGUGGUGUAACACGGCAAUGGGCUACGGUUUUAUGUUGCUCAUGAAACACGAAGGCACAUCGGUUGGAUUACAAUGGUCAAAUUUGUUUUCACCAGUAACAGUCGACGAUCAGCUAACAGUAGCACACGUCAUGGGUAUGAUGAUAGUUGAUGCAUUAAUUUACCUGUCCAUUGCCUUAUAUGUGGAACAAGUUGCUCCAGGACAAUUCGGCGUUCCGAAAAAAUGGAACUUUAUAUUUACCAAACAAUUCUGGUAUCCCCAAAGCAGAUACGAACGUCAAACAAACACGCUGAACAGAGAAUACCUAACCAAUCAAAGCCAGACGAAUGCAGAGGAGGAGCCCACGGAUAGACAUGCAGGAAUCAAGGUGCUAGGACUUACCAAGAUAUACAAAGGAAACAAAACGGCUGUGCACGAUUUAACGUUAAAUUUCUAUGAAGGUCAAAUAUCAGUGCUGCUAGGUCAUAACGGGGCUGGUAAAACGACGACAAUGUCGAUGCUAACCGGAAUUUUUCCUCCAACGAGUGGAACAGCAGUAGUCAAUGGAUUCGACAUACGCUAUGAUAUUGAGCAACUAAGAAACUCGCUAGGGCUAUGUCCACAACACAAUGUUCUAUUCGACGAAUUAACUGUUGCGGAACACAUAGAAUUCUUUGCGAAACUAAAAGGACUCAAGGAUAGGCAAAUCACUGAAGAAAUUAACAAGUACAUACGGCUAUUGGACUUAGAAGAUAAACGAGAUGCACAAUCGCACACUCUCUCCGGUGGAAUGAAACGAAAACUUUCCAUGGCUAUUGCACUCUGCGGAAACUCAAAAGUGGUGCUGUGUGACGAACCUACCUCAGGGAUGGAUCCCGCAGCAAGACGAAUUCUCUGGAAUUUGUUACAGCAAGAGAAAAAAGAACGUACCAUCUUGCUCUCGACGCAUUUCAUGGACGAAGCCGAUAUUCUGGGAGAUCGAGUGGCUAUAAUGGCUGAGGGUGAGCUGAAAGCCAUUGGAUCACCAUUCUUCUUGAAAAAGAAAUUCGGUCAGGGUUACAGGCUCGUUUGUGUUAAAAACAAUGACUGUGACCCUACGGUUUUGACCAAAUUAUUGCAGAAUUACAUUCCGGAUAUAGAAAUAGAUACCGAUAUUGGAACCGAGUUGAGCUACGUACUUAAGCAACAAUAUCUGAGCAAAUAUGAGGCAAUACUGUUAGAUUUAGAGCAGCACACCGAAGUAUGCGGAAUUUCCAGUUUUGGAAUCACCAUGUCAACUCUGGAAGAAGUAUUUAUGAAACUAGGAAGUGACUCGAAUGUACAUGAUCAGCUGGAACAACCUUCUAUGAUCGCUAAUGGACAUACAUUUGAACCUCAUGAAUCUCUUUCACUAUUAGCCGACGGCAAGAGGCUACUGGCGAAUCAAAUCAAAGCUAUGUUCAUGAAAAAGUAUCUCAGCUUUAUUCGAGCCUGGAAGAUCUCAACGCUGCAAACUACGUUGUCUAUGUUUUACAUUAUAGUUAUUAUAGUUAUUGUACGCUCUUUUCCGAACAAUAUCGUUUUGCCACCGCUGGAAAUCUCAUUCAAAUCUUACUCACAGCUGACAACAGUAUUGGAAACAAACGACAAAUUUGCGCCAGUCUCGAGGAGUUACAUCGAUAUUGUGACGGAAGCAUCACCACCAAACAAACUGGCUGUUAUUCCAGAAUCAUUCACCAAUUACAUUCUUGAAAAGUCCAUGGAGAAUAUCAAGCAGGUGGACAAUAAGUACAUGAUCGGAGCCACGCUAGACGAAUCGGAGCUCAACUACACGGCAUGGUUCAACAACAAGGCCUACCAUACGGCACCACUUUCGUUGAACACGAUCUACAAUGCGAUAUUGCGAACGUUUUGCGAUAACUGCACCCUAGACAUUAUGAAUAAACCGCUGCCAUACAGCUCCAGAGUUCGGUUUCUACGCCUGCAAGCCGGCAGUAAUCUAGGAUUUCAGUUGGCCUUCAAUACGGGCUUUGCGAUGGCUUUCGUUGGAGCCAUGUAUGUGAUGUUUUAUAUCAAGGAGCGAGCCUCCGGUGCUAAAUUGUUGCAGUUCGUUAGUGGCGCCAAUGUUGUGGUGUUUUGGGUUGUUUCAUUUUUGUGGGAUUUUAUGGUGUUCAUCCUAGCAAUGCUUCUCUACCUUCUAACUUUGUCAGUAUUUCAAGAAGAAGGAUGGUCAUCCGCUACGGAGCUGUCUCGGGUGGCUCUUGUUAUGCUUUGCUUCGGAAGUGCAGUUAUUCCGUUCACCUAUCUAGGGUCGUACUUUUUCCAAGUCCCUUCGACCGGAUUCAUCAAAAUGCUAAUAUUCAAUAUUUUCACUGGAACUGUGUUUUUCACCGGAAUCUUUCUACUCAAGUAUAGUGAAUUUAAUUUGAAGGACGUUGCCGAAACACUUGAAUGGAUCUACAUGAUAUUUCCGCACUUCGCGCUAAGUCAUAGCUUGAACAACAUUAACCUCAUUUUGACAAUUCGGCAGAUAUGUGAUGCGCAAUGCGAAGCAAUGCCAUUUUGUACCGACGAUUUGUUGUGUAGCUUCGACAAAAGAUGUUGUGAUACAGACAUUUUCUCCUUUCAACCAACUGGAAUCAGCCGGAAUUUGGUGUAUAUGCUGGCCGUGGGUGUCAUUUCAUUCACAAUUUUACUAGUAAAUGAGCUUAAAAUUUUCAACUGCAACUUUAAAUGUUCCAAACCAUGGGGUAAAGCCCAGAUUACCGCAACUAGAAAAGAUACAAGCGAAUCAGAUUCGGAUGUGAAAGAAGAACGAGAUCUCAUUUAUGGUAUAGAAGAACGGGAUCUCGAUAAGUAUUCAUUGGUCUUGAAGGACGUAUCCAAAUACUACGGAUCAUUCCUGGCCGUUAAUCGAUUAUCGCUUAAGGUGGAAGGACGCGAAUGUUUCGGAUUGUUGGGUCAGAAUGGGGCUGGCAAAACAUCAACCUUCAAGAUGCUAACGGGAGACGAAAAGCUUUCAACCGGAAAUGGUUGGGUGCAAGGAGUUUCAAUGAAAGCAAAGAUGAAUGAAGUAAACCGUUUGAUUGGGUAUUGCCCACAAUUUGACGCUCUAUUGGAAGAUUUGACUGGACGAGAAACGUUAAAAAUUAUUGGACUUUUGCGAGGUGUUCCCCGGAAAUGCAUUGAUUCGGUUUCUUCAACACUUGCGGAAGAUUUCAAUUUCACUAAGCAUCUCGAUAAGCAAAUCAAAACUUAUAGCGGUGGCAAUAAACGAAAAUUGAGUACCGCACUAGCUUUAAUCGGCCACCCACUAAUAGUGUACCUGGACGAACCGACUACCGGUAUGGACCCGGGAGCAAAGCGGAAUUUCUGGAACGUGAUCUGCCGGAUUCGGGCCAAUGGCCAGGCCAUCAUUCUAACCUCGCACAGCAUGGAAGAAUGCGAAGCACUGUGCACUCGCAUCGCAAUUAUGGUGAACGGGGAAUUCAAGUGCCUUGGAUCGGCCCAGCAUCUUAAGAACAAAUUCACCGAAGGGUACUUCUUAACAGUUAAACUUAGCAAAUGUGAUAAACCAACUACAGAUGAUAGAACCAAUCUAGUCAUGAAUUUUAUCGAAACUCAACUAGAAGGAAGCCGUCUAAGGGAACGUUACCAGGAUUAUCUGACGUACCACAUUGAAAAAUCGUCCCUCAAAUGGUCAACAAUGUUCGGACUCAUGGAGCAAGCCAAGGCCCGGUUCGGCAUCGAAGACUACGCUCUGGGACAAACGACGUUGGAACAGGUCUUCCUAGCUUUGACGGCUUCCCAGAGACCCAGUGAUGAGUGAUCUGCACUCUGGAAAUUUCAGUACUUGAAGGAACACAAUCUCGAAUAACAAAAACAACAACAGUAAGUACUUAUUUAUUUACAGUGAAUAGCAACAGAAGCUACGAUUUUGUUCAUUAAAUGUUGUGCAAUAAUAAACAAAGGUUU
This is a messenger RNA of Uranotaenia lowii, 5784 nucleotides long. RefSeq names its product phospholipid-transporting ATPase ABCA3-like. The transcript is spliced from 9 exons. Gene Ontology annotation, molecular function: ATP binding; ATP hydrolysis activity; lipid carrier activity. Gene Ontology annotation, cellular component: intracellular membrane-bounded organelle; membrane. NCBI's taxonomy places the organism in Eukaryota, Metazoa, Arthropoda, Insecta, Diptera, Culicidae. Gene Ontology annotation, biological process: transmembrane transport; lipid transport. Bases 659 to 5638 code for a protein of 1659 amino acids. The record is from RefSeq and is a predicted model, not a curated record.